AACUCACCAUGAACAGGGUGUUCCGCGAUCUAAUCGACAAAUGUGUUAUAAUUUACUUGGAAGACAUCCUGAUUUACAGCAAGACCCGAGAGCAACAUUUAAAGGACUUGGAAGCGGUCUUUCAGCGGCAGCAGCAGCAUCGUCUCAUCACCAAGGGCUCCAAGUGCGAGUUCUUAAAACAAGAACUGGAGUUCAUGGGGCACGUGAUAUCCACGGAGGGGAUUCAAAUAGACCCGAAAAAACUCCGAGCUAUUCAGGAGUGGAAACCGCCAACAAAUCUGCAGGAGUUGAAAUCAUCUCUGGGUUUUGUGAAUUACGUGAGGCGGUUUAUACCCAAUAUGGCAGGGUCAACAAGACCUCUAACCGACCUACUGCAUAAGGGGACUUAUUACGAGUGGGGAGAGAAGAAGCAAGCAGCAUUCAAGGCAUUAAAAACUCUUUUAAUGCCGCCACCACUUCUUCGCAUCGCUGACCCGGAACGGCCCUUCGAAGUCAUCACCGACGCACGUGAAAUCGCCAUCGGAGCAGUGCUCAUGCAAGAUUUCGGCAAUGGUCUUCAGCCAAUCGCUUCGGAAUCUCGGAAAAUGCAAUCGGCGGAGCGCAACUAUCCGGUAUACGACAAGGAGAUGCUGGCGAUUGUCCACGCAUUCAAAAUCUGGACGUGCUACCUGACUGGAGCAGACGUGACGGUGCGAACCGACCAUAAAUCCCUACAUUUCCUAAGCAAGCCGUAGACCGGGCGCUGAAAGAGCCACUG
Molecule: messenger RNA, 757 nt
Organism: Closterium sp. NIES-67
Lineage: Eukaryota; Viridiplantae; Streptophyta; Zygnematophyceae; Desmidiales; Closteriaceae
Source: the annotation of a GenBank genome assembly